CACAAAUUCAUUUCAUCUUCCUCAAAUUCAUAUCUCCGUCGGUGUUCAAUUACAAUUUGAUUUCCUCACAAACUGCAGCUGCUGUGCUGUUUCCGAUUGAAGACUCUUCGUAUUGAUUUUUGAAUUGAGCGAGUUAUUCAGUAAGUCGCGGUGGUCGGCGAUGGCUUCGGGAUCGCCGGCGAUUAAUAAGAUUGAGAGGGCGCACCAGAUGUACAGAGAGGGCAAGUAUGCCGAAGCACUGGCGUAUUACACCGACGCGCUUUCCAUGGCCAAGACCACGCCGCAGAAGAUUGCGCUUCACAGCAACCGCGCCGCUUGUUAUCUCAAGCUCCACGACUUCAACAAGGCUGCAGAAGAAUGCACCUCGGUUCUGGAACUCGAUUACAAUCACACCGGAGCACUGAUGUUGCGUGCUCAAACUCUGGUCACCUUAAAGGAGUAUCAUUCGGCACUUUUUGAUGUCAACCGGCUGAUUGAUUUGAAUCCGUCAUCAGAAGUAUACAGAAACCUUCACACCCGUUUGAAGACACAACUGUCACUUGCUCCAAUACCUGAAGAUGAAGCAGAGUUUGAAGAAGAAGAUGAUGAUGAAUAUGUGGAUGAAGAUAAACAUGAACCUUAUGAAGCAGAAAUGGACGAUGACAAGAUUGAAGAUCUUGGAAGCAGUGUAAACGACGUGACUCGUGAUGCGAAAGAAAGCAACGGAAGUGAUUUUGAGGAUGUGAGUCUAACAGAGGAAAUAUUACCCUGCCAGAAUUUGACCAGACAACCACCAUCUGAUCAAUCCUCAUUGGGUUGGCAGACAAUCCCAAAACCAAAAGGUCAUUCACAGCUAGACUACUCAAGGUGGGACAGGGUACAAGAUGACUCAAGUGAAGAAGAUGACGAUGAUGAUGAGGAUGACGAAGACGAUGAUGAUUCUCAACCUCAGUAUCGAUUUCGUGUUAAAACAGUUGGCGUGAAGGCAGUUAAAUAGCUCUAAGGUGCAUCAACUUGGAGCUCUGUGGUUACUCGUUUCUAGAGAUUGAGUACGUUUGAAUUAGUAUGCUCGGCAGUGGAACAAAGCACGUGGUUCCUAAGGUCCGAGAGCAGCAUUCACCAUGCCAGAACAUGCUUGUUGUCUGUCAAGAAGAGACUGUAUAUUACACAAAUACACGGGCAGUUCAAAUUUUUAAUCCAACGCGUCCCUGCUCCUUGUACACAUCUUUAGCCGUGAGUUCGCGAGUGCUCCCGUGACUAUGCUGGACAUAUUCAGAGGAUUUGGGGAGCCUUCUUGUUGUACAAAGUUGGUGCUAUACUUUUUCUUUUUAUUUUUAUUUAUGAUUAUACUUGUGUGAAGAAGGAAUUGUACUUGUAGCAUGAUUGCUAGUGAAAAUGUGAAAUACUACUAUAUGAAAUGGAAAAUUGUGGUGAUACAA
Molecule: messenger RNA, 1418 nt
Organism: Salvia hispanica
Lineage: Eukaryota; Viridiplantae; Streptophyta; Magnoliopsida; Lamiales; Lamiaceae
Product: Tetratricopeptide repeat (TPR)-like superfamily protein
Molecular function (GO): protein binding
Source: RefSeq, a predicted model, not a curated record